AUGCCGCCAAGCUUCCGAAGCGUGUUGACGAUCGCGGCCCUGGCUAGCUGCCAAUUUGCCAGUGCGCAGAAGAAAAGGCAGAAUCCCGAUGACACUGCUGAUCGGUAUCACCCUGCUCUCACCGUCUAUAAGUGUACUACGGCAGGUGGCUGUGUCGCAAAUGAGAGGGCUUUAGUUAUCGACUGGAACUACCAUUGGUUUCAUACCGCGGACUGGCUAUCCUGCACAACUGACACUGGCAGUGUGAAUGCCACCCUGUGUCCUGAUCAAGCUACAUGUGCAGAGAACUGCUUCGUCCAGGGGGAUUCAAACUAUACCAACAAUGGCGUCUCGACAUCAGGGGAUACCCUAACGAUGUAUCAAUACACCAUCAACGAAGACGGCGAGCCACAGAAUGCGUCUCCGCGCCUUUACCUCUUGGGUGAUGAUGGCAAUUACGAAAUGCUGCAAUUACUUGGAAAGGAGCUCACUUUCACUGUCGAUCUGUCUACGCUGCCCUGCGGUGAGAACGCGGCAUUGUAUCUGGGCGAAAUGGACAAGACUGGCGGGCGAAACGAGCACAAUACUGGAGGCGCCAAGUUGGGAUCUGGUUACUGCGAUGCUCAGUGCCCUGUUCAGAAUUGGAAAAAUGGCACCCUGAAUCUCGACGGCUCUGGAUACUGCUGUAACGAGAUGGAUAUCUUGGAGGCCAAUUCCAGGGCGCAUUCAUUUACACCUCACCCUUGUAGUGACACCGACUGUGAUAAGAGCGGUUGUGGACUGAACCCCUAUGCGCAAGGGCACACCAACUACUAUGGGUUAGGUGGUACAGUCGACACCUCGAAACCAUUUACAGUCAUUACCCAGUUUAUUACUGAUGACGGGACAACAACUGGUACCCUGACGACUGUCAACAGAAGAUAUAUGCAAGGCGGCAAGCUCGUCGAUUCCGCUAACCCCAAAGGUGAUUCCAUCACGACAGAAUCGUGCAACGCUGCUGGUACCGGUUCCGAGAAGUUUGGCGGGUUGACCACUAUGGGUGAAGCCUUGGGCCGCGGCAUGGUGCUGACGUUUGCGAUCUGGAACGAUGCUAGCGGAUAUAUGAACUGGCUCGAUGCUGGCACCAACGGCCCUUGCAGCGAAACCGAAGGCAAUCCAGCCCUGAUAAUACAGGAAAACCCGCGAACACACGUCGUCUUUAGCAACAUUCGAUGGGGCGACAUCGGCUCUACGUUCAAAUCCGGUGCUGGAAACGGUUCGACAACUACCAAGCCUGCUCCUACCACUACUACAUCAGCUCCUACCGCAACGCAAACCCACUAUGGCCAAUGUGGUGGUAUUGGAUACAGUGGUCCGAAGGCGUGCGCCAGCGGAUUCAAAUGCACUAAGCUCAACGACUAG
Messenger RNA from Xylaria bambusicola, 1380 nucleotides. Its product is annotated as putative endoglucanase. Gene Ontology annotation, molecular function: cellulose binding; hydrolase activity, hydrolyzing O-glycosyl compounds. Lineage: Eukaryota; Fungi; Ascomycota; Sordariomycetes; Xylariales; Xylariaceae. The record is from RefSeq and is a predicted model, not a curated record. Gene Ontology annotation, biological process: carbohydrate metabolic process. The transcript is spliced from 3 exons. Bases 1 to 1380 code for a protein of 459 amino acids. Gene Ontology annotation, cellular component: extracellular region.